AUGAGGUGGUGUCUUACGUUAUUUAUCUGCUGCUUCUUGGCUGCGGUAAAUGCACUGAGCAGCUCUGGCAGUCGUCUACUUGCCGUUUUGGAAGAUACAGAACAGAAGGACCUAUACUCUACGUUGUGGGCAGAUUUAGAAGCACGGGGAUAUGAUGUCUCCUUUGAAUCCCCCAAAAGUGACCAGCUUGCGCUAUUCAAGCACGGCGAAAGAGCUUACGACCACCUCCUGAUCCUCCCUCCCAAGUCCAAAGGUCUCGGUCCCUCAUUGACCCCUAAGCACAUCCUCGACUUCAUGAACAAGGAUGGCAACAUCCUCCUCGCCCUCUCCGGCAAGUCUGCCACCUCCAGCUCCAUCAGCUCCCUUCUCCUCGAACUCGAUAUCCACCUCUCUACCGACCGUUCUCACGUUGUCGUUGACCAUUUCAACUACGAUACCCUCUCGGCCGCUGAGAAGCACGAUGUCCUCGUCGUCCAGCGCCCUGGACCCCUCCGCCCUGACGUCAAGGCCUUCUUCGACGGCGAAGGUGUCUUGGCCCUUCCCCGAGUCGCUCCCCAUACACUCGGAUACGACAGUGUCCUCCUCUCGCCGAUUCUCAAAUCCCCGGCUACCGCCUACAGCUACAACCCGAAGGAGGGCACGCCCGCGCCGGAGGAUAUCCUAGCUACGGGCUCGCAGCUGAACCUCGUGUCCGCUAUGCAGGCACGCAACUCCGCCCGCUUCACCGUUCUUGGAUCUGUCGAGGCUUUGGAGGACCAGUGGUUCUCCGCUGAGGUUAAGACACCCAACGGCAAGAAGACUCCCACUGUAAACCGCGAGUUCGCUAAGCAGUUGACUGCUUGGGCUUUUAAGGAGACUGGUGUGUUGAAGGUCGACAAGGUCGAGCAUCGCCUGGCCACGGAGGGCGCGGAGCUGAACCCGUCGAUCUACCGUAUCAAGAACGAGACAGUCUACAACAUCGAAAUCUCCGAGUAUGUCUACGACAAGUGGGUUCCCUUCGAGGUUCCUGGCGACGACGAGCUCCAGCUCGAGUUCACCAUGCUCUCGCCCUUCCACCGCCUCAACCUGCAGCCCAUCCACCGCACCGAUACCAGCACUGUGUUCAGCGCUCAAUUUGUGACUCCCGAUCAACACGGUAUCUUCUCUUUCCGCGUCAACUACAAGCGUCCCUUCUUCACCGCCAUCGAGGAGAACCACGAGGUCACUGUCCGCCACUUCGCUCAUGACGAGUACCCGCGCAGCUGGGCUAUUACUGGUGGUUGGGUAUGGAUUGCCGGUCUGUGGUCGGUUAUCGGUGGUUUCUUGGCUUUUGUGGUUGUCUGGCUCUACUCUGCCCCUGUGGUUGAUAAGCUUAAGAAGAGUCAGUAG
Penicillium bovifimosum is the source of this 1368-nucleotide messenger RNA. RefSeq names its product dolichyl-diphosphooligosaccharide-protein glycotransferase. The transcript has 4 exons. The record is from RefSeq and is a predicted model, not a curated record. Bases 1 to 1368 code for a protein of 455 amino acids. Lineage: Eukaryota; Fungi; Ascomycota; Eurotiomycetes; Eurotiales; Aspergillaceae. Gene Ontology annotation, cellular component: endoplasmic reticulum membrane; oligosaccharyltransferase complex.